UGUCACGAUGCGUCGAUGAGUUGGAAACGGAAGUAAACUGGAUUUCUUUUUACCGAUUUGUUAGGCUAGAUAUAUUAACACGCAACGGAAUAGUUGGAGUUGGAGUUUCAUCCAAUGUCGAAUUUUGCGCUGUGCUGAGGAAAUGAAGGCAGUUGUCCUCGUCAUAAUUAUAUUUUGGUUAUUCAAUAAGUGUGCAGCUGAUAAAAAGUACUGUUGGUACUUUGAAGGAGGUUAUCCCAUCUAUUUUAUCUGUAGGUCUUAUGAGGACUGCUGUGAUACAGAGUGCUGUGUACGAGCCCUUUCCAUCCAGAAAAUCUGGUACUUCUGGCUGCUGCUGCUGCUGGCCAUCUUGUUCUGCUGUGGCGUGGGCUACUUGUUCCGCAGACGCAUUUACGCCUCGGCCAUUCCUGAAGAGGCCACUUUCGAUGUGUCCUUCACCAGCCAUCCAGUGUCAGCAACAGCAGGGUUGCAUGAGACUGACCUUAACAGCUAUAGAGGACCACCGGGUCUACUCUUCACUCCCCCCUACCCAGUGCAGCCCCAUGCUCUUCACCUUGCUGUCCCAUACGCUGCACCACCAGCCUACUGCAGCCAGCCGCCCCCCUCUUACGAGCAGGCAGUGAAGGACUCACAGAAGAGAUAGGCCUGCAUGGAGGCUCAAUGCACUCUCUCAUGGGCCAGGCAGUAGAGAGUUCAUCCCGUGGUGUGGUUGGAAGACUCUUCAUUUGGUUUUGUCUUGUGGGCAAGGCGCUUACAAAUGAUCCAGAAGCAAGUAAUUCAGUGUUACUAAUUUUCUACAAAUUCCAGAACACAGUGAUUAAGUUGGUCCUUUUUACAUGCAGCCUCAAUUUAACAUGGAAAGACAUGGCAUUCUUGGGAGAACAUUACUUAUCAUAGCCAUUGUGGGUUAACAGUAUUCUUUAUUCCUUUAGAUUAUUUUAACAGUUUUUUGGACAUACAUUCACUUAUCAACGUUCUCCCUAUUGACACACACACACACACACACACACACACACACACACACACACACACACACACACACACACACACACACACACACACAUAUCCUUAUAUAGAAAGUGAUAUGAAAAUGUGUACUAUGUGAAAUACUUUGUUUCAGUGGCCUCACAUGCCAAGUAAAAAAACUCCACCACCUCUCUUCUAAGAUGCUCAAGGUAGUAUGAAAGGAUCGUGAUGGAAUGCAGCCACAUACACGUGGAGGUGGUGUGUUGUGGUUUAGCCCACUAGGUGUCACUGCAGAUCCAGUAGCUUGGACUCUGUGCUUCCGUUAAACUGAAUAGCACAACUCAGUAGUUCCUAUUUCCCAGUGCUUUUGUGUCUAGUUUUGUAUGAAAACAAUGGACUGUAGAUUUGCAGUCAAGGACCUACCGAUAUGUAGGUGGUUAUACACUGUGUUGGCAGAUUUUAGACUUCAGUGCACCCUUUACAGUAGUCAAUAAGUAAUACAGAUUAAAAUGUUUAUUAAUAAUCAACAAUUAAACUUCAUUCAGCAUAUGUGAAUAGAUGUUGUCAUUAUGUUGCCCUACACCCUGGUAUCCUAGGGAACUGCUUUGUCGAGAAAAUGCCUCUUUGAAGAUAACAGCACCUCAAAAUGCACAGCUGCAAAUACCACAAUCCUGUGCUUAUAGUAUCUGGGCAAAAUAAAUUCCAUUUCCAUUUUAUAUCCAAUCUUGUAAGCACCUUGUGGGAUAUGUUGUUUUACUAAGAUGUCAACCAUAUGAUCUAAUAAGACCUUAAAAUGUUAUACUAGAAUAGUGGACAAUGUGUUGCAGUAUCAUUGGAACAGAAUGAUAUGCUGAGCAGUCUCUCUUGAUUUCCUGCAGUCAUGCUUUGUGAUGAUUUCCCUGUGCAGGGUAGCUGGGUGUAAUUAUAAGCUGAUAAGAUCCACAUAAGUCAUGUACCAUGACUAAAGAAGAACGCUAAGUGAGACUCCAUUGAAACAUUAUAUUAACUUCAACUCAAAUACACUUUUGCGAUAGUCCUCCGUUAGCCAGUGGCACAUCUUUCUUUAGCAGUCUCUGUGGUUUGGUCAUGAGGUGAUAAUCUGAUCUAUUCUAACUGACAGAGGCCGUGCACGGAGAGAUUCAAAAGCCAUCUUGUGUCCACUCCAGAGGGUGGGAAAGGACCAGCUCAGCAGAACACACCUGCUGUAGU
Messenger RNA from Sardina pilchardus (European sardine), 2175 nucleotides. Its product is annotated as WW domain binding protein VOPP1-like. NCBI's taxonomy places the organism in Eukaryota, Metazoa, Chordata, Actinopteri, Clupeiformes, Clupeidae. Bases 143 to 643 code for a protein of 166 amino acids. The record is from RefSeq and is a predicted model, not a curated record. Gene Ontology annotation, cellular component: cytoplasmic vesicle membrane. The transcript has 5 exons.